Molecule: messenger RNA, 684 nt
Organism: Mercenaria mercenaria
Lineage: Eukaryota; Metazoa; Mollusca; Bivalvia; Venerida; Veneridae
Product: protein Wnt-6-like
Exons: 2
Coding region: 1-684 (227 amino acids)
Biological process (GO): multicellular organism development; canonical Wnt signaling pathway; cell fate commitment
Cellular component (GO): extracellular region
Molecular function (GO): cytokine activity; frizzled binding
Source: RefSeq, a predicted model, not a curated record
AUGUUUACAGUUGGUAAGGCUUGUGGAAGAGGGGAGGAUUUAAAACAGUGUAUGUGUGAUAGAACGGAAGAAUAUUCUACAGAGCAAGAUUGGUAUUGGCGUGGUUGCCAAGACAGUGGUUACUUUGGCUAUCUGAAAUCUAAAGAAUUCAUGGACGCACAGCAGGCACCAGAUGAUCUGUCCUCGAAAAUAAGACUGAAUAAUAAUGAAGCUGGUCGAUUGGCUAUGAAAGAACAUAUGAAGAUACAAUGCAGAUGUCACUAUUUGUCAGAAGGCUGUUUCAUCAAAAUGUGUUGGAGAAAGAUGCCUUCCUUUAGGGAAGUAGCUUUACGGCUUAAAGAUAAAUUUGAUGGUGCAUCUAAAGUGGCUUUAUCUGAUGAUGGCAGACUCAUGGUAACUGAGGGUGAAACCGUCAGACCUCCUACAAAUGAAGAGCUUUUGUAUGCUAAAAAAUCGCCCAACUUUUGCAAAGAAAGAAAGAAAUAUGGAUCAUUAGGCACACAGAAUAGGCUUUGCAAUCCAGACCCUAUGAGGAAAGGCAGUUGCAAGUUGUUAUGUUGUGGCAGAGGGUAUAACAAUACACAGAUAACAGUACAAGAAGAAUGUCGUUGUCAGUUCAUUUAUUGUUGUAAAAUAAGAUGCGACAUAUGUACCUCCACCAAGAAUAUUACGAUGUGCCUUUAA